Molecule: messenger RNA, 1914 nt
Organism: Misgurnus anguillicaudatus (oriental weatherfish)
Lineage: Eukaryota; Metazoa; Chordata; Actinopteri; Cypriniformes; Cobitidae
Source: RefSeq, a predicted model, not a curated record
CAUACCAAGACAUCCAAUCAAAUAGCCCCAUACUAAAAUGUCUUUAUCUUCCACCCAGUAAUAUUAAAUCAACCGCUGGUCGGCGCAAUAAGGAAGGGCCCACACCGGAGAAAGCGUUCCACCGUGAAUUUUCAACACAUUUUGCUGCUUUUACGUUUUAGAUUUUCAAGUUAAACUACCAUCAUGUCAGACGCCGAACAGCAGUAUAUGGAGACGUCUGAAAACGGACACGAGGGCGAGGAUGAUCUAAAUGGAGCCGGGCAAUACGACGAGGCGGGGGACAACGGGCAGGCCGGAGCGCAGGGAGACGCCGGUGCCGACGAAGCCGGGAAUGGCGACGACCCGCAGAAUGGAGGCUCGGACGGCGGCCAGAUCGAUGCAAGCAAAGGAGAAGAAGAUGCGGGGAAAAUGUUCGUCGGUGGGCUCAGCUGGGACACUAGUAAAAAGGAUCUUAAAGACUACUUCUCCAAAUUUGGAGAGGUUACAGACUGCACCAUCAAAAUGGACCCCAACACUGGAAGAUCGAGGGGAUUCGGGUUUAUUCUUUUCAAAGAAUCAGCUAGUGUAGAUAAGGUUUUAGCACAAAGUGAGCACAGAUUGGAUGGACGGCAGAUCGACCCUAAGAAAGCAAUGGCUAUGAAGAAAGAACCAGUGAAGAAGAUCUUUGUUGGUGGUUUGAAUCCUGAAACUACAGAAGAGAGGAUUCGAGAGUAUUUUGGUGCCUUUGGAGAGAUCGAGACUAUUGAGCUUCCGAUGGAUCCAAAGACAAAUAAGAGGAGAGGAUUUGUCUUCAUCACAUUUAAGGAAGAGGAAGCCGUCAAGAAAGUUCUCGAGAAGAAAUAUCACAACGUCAGUGGAACCAAGGACACAAAUGGAAAAGAAGGCCUUUGUGAGAUUAAGAUUGCACAACCCAAGGAGGUGUACCAGCAGCAGCAGUAUGGAAGUCGAUUUGGAGGCCGAGGAAGGGGGCGUGGAGGUCAAGGACAGAACUGGAAUCAGGGCUACAAUAACUACUGGAAUCAAGGCUACGGCAACCAAGGCUACGGCUACGGUGGGCAGCAGGGUUACGGUGGAUACGGCGGCUACGGCAACUACGAUUACUCGGCGGGUUACUACGGCUACGGCGGCGGAUAUGACUACAACCAGGGAAAUACAAGCUAUGGAAAAACUCCGAGACGUGGGGCUCACCAGAGUAGCUACAAGCCAUACUGAUCAUGUGUAGUGCAGGUCGUAAAGCUACAGAUCCAGAAGCAGCGGUCUGGUCGCAGUGAACAUUGGGGUCUUUUACUUUUGGAAGUUGGCAGAGUCUGGACUUCUGCUUCAUUUUGUACAGAAAACAAAGAACUGGGGGGAGCAAACGUCACAUCACUUUUGUUUUAUCAUUUUUUUUGUCCUUUUUACAUUUCCAGAGAUGGAAGUGUUAUUUUUUUACUGUACUUUUUGGUACCUUUGAAUCUAAUGUAUUGUAUGGUUGUAUUUUACAUCUUGGCUGUGUGUACCACAUCUAGACUCGAAUAUCUCAAAUUGAUUUCAUAAUAAACGUUUUGGUUAAUUUUUCUUUGGUGUUUCUAGAUUAUAUAUUUUCUUUUCUGUUUGCCACCUGUACUCUGUGUUGCGAUGUUGCAUGGCUUAAAGGUAAAAUGGAAAAGGGAUUAUUUUUCUUUUUUUUUUUGAUGAUUGUAUGCUUGUCCUGUUAGUGGCAAGUUCUUAGCAAGUUUUGGUGACUUUUCUCUACUGCUUUUAAGAAAAAAUUUCUCCCGUCUUGUUAGAUAUUUAAAAGUGGCUUUAAUAGUGAAUAAACUAUUACCUCAGAGCAUAAACAGGUAACUGUAACAGGAUUCUUUCUCGAAACACUGGAAAUGCAUUCCUCCAGUGUCUUGGACAAAUUUCAAGAAAUAAACAUGAUUUUUAAGA